This is a messenger RNA of Punica granatum (pomegranate), 2848 nucleotides long. NCBI's taxonomy places the organism in Eukaryota, Viridiplantae, Streptophyta, Magnoliopsida, Myrtales, Lythraceae. The record is from RefSeq and is a predicted model, not a curated record.
AACCUAUAAACCAACCCCGCACAUCAAACCUCGAGUAUCAUAUUCCCAUGGCCGCAAUGUCACUGAUGUAAUUAAACCCCAAACCCGGGGUCCUAUUUUCAAACCUCAUCCCCCCAUUCACCGAUCAAAUAGCAGAUCACCUGAAGACGCCGCGGCCCCGCAGGCAUUGCCAGUGACCCUCCGCAGCAGCCCCUUUCCGGAUCGCGAUCAGCCCUUCUCCCCUCCUCCAGCCCUACACCUGUCCGCACCCGAUUGCAUACCCGCCCAGCCUCGUCCACGUGUCACGCACUCCCCCUUCCCUUCAUUUUCCCCCAGAAAAAAUUAUAAUUUAAAAAAAUCGAUAAAUUCAUUAUUUUAUUAUCCAACUCGACUGGAGGAGGAGCUGACCACCUUUGCAAUAAUAAAAUUAAAUAAGGCCGGGAAAAAGGAAAUCCGGCCGGACGAUUGGGGGGAAGUAUGCGCAUUGCCCACCUCACCGCUUCCGAUGCGCUCCACGGCCGGAGUGGGAGAUCCGGCGGCGGGCGGUCAGUACAGUGUCCUGGUGGACCGUUGCCGGAUGCUGGAGGCGACCCAGGCUGAGCUUCGUCAGCAGUUCAGCGAGCUGCUGCUUGAGAAGGAGGAGGAAGGGGACCUCCCCGGCGGAAGACUCAUUCCUGGCUACUUCUCCGGCGGGAGCCCCUACCGGAGCAUCCUGGAGUCCAUUGGCCACGCUGUCCACGUCUGCUCUGCCUCUACUGGGGAAAUCGUCUACUGGAACCGCUCUGCUGAAAAUCUCUAUGGAUGGAAAGACUAUGAAGUCAUUGGGAAAAGAAUGGAUCAGCUACUGGUCAGUGAGGAACGCCGCGCACAUUUUCAGAAUAUUUUGGAACAAUUGAGCCCUGGACGACCGCUGGCAGCUCAGUUCCCCUUCAAAAGGCGGUCCGGUGAAACAUUUAUGGCGAUGACAACGAAAAGCCUGUUGUACGAGGAUGGAGAGCCAGUCGGUGUUAUCAUUGUCUCGAGCGAUGCGGCGCAUUUUAACAGUACAAAGCUGGUGCCCAAAAGAAUUAAUCAGGACAGUGCCAAUGGACUACCUAGAGGGCUGAGGUUAAAGAUUAAGUGGCAUCCACGGCUGCAAAUUGCAUCCACUGUAUCCAACCUGGCCUCAAAAGUUCUAUUGCGGAAAAGCGCGGACAGAACUCGUCACGAGUCUGCUGCUAGAUGGAAUGAUGGAUCCGAUGUCGACGAAGACGAUUUGUUGAAGAAACCAGUGAAGCUAACAGAAAAUUUCUUGGAGAGACUGCACAUUGGGAGAAAUAGAGGCUGCAUAUGCGAACAUGAUGAAAGUUGUCAACCGGAUGGUAUUGGUGAUAGACCAGAGAACAAUCCUUUACCCAGUUUGAAGGCAUCAACUUCAUCACACGGGACUGUUUGUGUUGAGAAAAGGAAGGAGAACCUUGUUGACAGUAAUUCUUUUGUACAUGCUUCUGAAGGAGACAAGUCAGUUGCUAAUAAAAGUAUGGAUCAGACUUGCAUUAGGGUGUCCGAAAGAGAAUGUUGUCAGUGCUUCAGUUUGCCAAAACCAGAAGAUUUAGUUGCUAGCAGAGGCAGCAAGGUGUCUGAAAAGAUGGGAGGAAAUAUGGCGUUGCAGAAAGAUAGGGAGAUGGCGGACAGAGCACAAAGAGAUCAUGAAGAAAAACAGUGUUCAAGCUCGGGGGGGAGUAUUGGCAGCUAUGGGACUGCAUCCAGCAGAGGCGACAGUGAAUUAAGUUCUUUGGUUGAUUGUGAGAUUCAAUGGGAAGAUCUGCAGAUAGGUGAAGAAAUUGGUCAAGGCUCAUAUGCUGUGGUACAUCGAGGAAUUUGGAAAGGAUCGGAUGUCGCGAUCAAGGUUUAUUGUUCGAAUGAGUAUGGUGAGAAAAUCUUGCGAGACUACAAGAAAGAGAUUGAUAUCAUGAAGAGACUAAGGCACCCAAAUGUUUUGCUUUUCAUGGGAGCAGUUUAUUCACAGGAACGACUGGCCAUCGUCACAGAAUUCUUACCGAGGGGAAGUCUCUUCAAGGCUCUUCACAAGAACAAGCAAGCAAUAGACAUAAGGCGGCGAAUGAGAAUGGCCCUUGAUGUUGUUAGAGGUAUGAAUUAUUUGCAUCACAGGAAUCCACCAAUUCUUCAUCGAGACCUCAAAUCUUCCAACUUGCUUGUUGAUAGAAACUGGAAUGUCAAGGCUGGUGACUUUGGUCUCUCGAGAUUAAAGAACGCAUCCCUACUAGCUACAAAAUCUGGAAGAGGAACUCCUCAGUGGAUGGCACCUGAAGUCCUUCGCAAUGAACCAUCAAAUGAAAAGUCUGAUGUGUUCAGUUUUGGUGUUGUCCUAUGGGAACUAAUGACACAGUCCAUUCCAUGGAACAACUUAAACCCCUUACAGGUUGUCGGAGUGGUUGGCUUCAUGGACAGAAGGUUGGACAUUCCAGGAGGAGUUGAUCCUGAGAUAGCAUCUAUUAUCCGAGAUUGUUGGCUCAGUGACCCAGACCAGCGGCCAUCCUUUGAGGACAUUCUCAAGAGGAUGACCAGCUUUCUGCAGAAGACCAUGGCGGCUUCAAGAUCCGAGGAGCCUGGAUAGCUGAAAACAGAGGGGACUUUUGUAUCAACAGUGUAUGUUUUUAUUUCGUUUGGUCUCUUUAUGUUUGCUGAAGAACUAUCUAGUGCCCAUACAUCGUGUGCUUAGUUUAGGAUCAUCCAAAAAGGAUAUGCAGCUUCAACAUUCUUUUGUUCUUUAUCGACCGAAAGAUGAGAUAAAAGCGGUCGAUAUGAUCGAUGUUCAUUUCACUCAUGGAUGAAUAAUACUAUCUCGGUGCCAAUCUGGUUUGGAUGA